Molecule: messenger RNA, 960 nt
Organism: Penicillium macrosclerotiorum
Lineage: Eukaryota; Fungi; Ascomycota; Eurotiomycetes; Eurotiales; Aspergillaceae
Exons: 1
Coding region: 1-960 (319 amino acids)
Biological process (GO): L-arabinose metabolic process
Molecular function (GO): alpha-L-arabinofuranosidase activity
Source: RefSeq, a predicted model, not a curated record
AUGGUCGUCCAUUGCCCUGCUCCUAGCAUCGGCGAGCACCGUUGUAGCCAGUUGCAAUCUUCCAUCAACCUACAGCUGGACAUCGACUGGCCCUCUCUAGCCCAGCCCAAGUCAGGCUGGGCUGCGCUCAAAGACUUCACCAACGUAGUCUACAAUGGCCAACAUAUCGUCUACGCCUCUGUGGCCGAUACAUCCGGCAACUACCAUUCAAUGAACUUUGGCUCCUUCUCCGACUGGUCUGCUAUGGCCUCAGCAAGCCAAAACCAGAUGACCAAUUCAGCCGUCGCGCCAACAUUGUUCUACUUUACCCCUAAAUCUGUCUGGAUACUCGCCUACCAGUGGGGAUCCACCUCCUUCUCCUAUCGCACCUCCAGCGAUCCCUCCAAUGCAAAUGGGUGGUCCUCCGAAAACGCGCUCUUCACUGGUACAAUCUCAGGCAGCAGCACGGGGGUAAUCGACCAAACAGUCAUCGGCGACUCUCAGAACAUGUACCUAUUCUUCGCUGGCGACAACGGGAAGAUCUACCGCGCCAGCAUGCCCAUCGGCAAUUUUCCCGGUUCCUUCGGCAGCGCCUCAGAAGUUAUCCUUAGCGAUACAACAAAUAACCUGUUCGAAGCUGUGCAGGUAUACACUGUCUCAGGACAGAGCAAGUACCUCAUGAUUGUGGAGGCAAUCGGCGCGAAUGGGCGGUACUUCCGCUCGUUCACGGCGACCAGUCUAGGCGGGUCGUGGACUGUGCAGGCUGGUACGGAGAGUCAACCUUUUGCAGGCAAGGCAAAUAGUGGUGCAACUUGGACGAAUGACAUUAGUCAUGGCGAUUUGGUUCGUAGUAACUCGGAUCAGACUAUGACUAUUGACCCGUGCAAUUUGCAGUUCUUGUAUCAAGGGCGGGAUCCAAGUGUUAGCACCUCUUAUAAUCUCUUGCCGUAUCGGCCGGGUCUUUUGACACUAAAGCAAUGA